GCUGCCAUUGUUAACAGAGUCUUCUUCUUCAAUAACCAUAGCCGAAACUUCACUGUACUCUCAACAUUUAGCUUCGAAGUUGUUCCAAGAUGAUGGGUUUAUUGCGUGCUGUGGCUAAAUCGAACCGUUCGAUUCAAACGAGUAUUCAAAAUCAAGGGCUGACAUUGCCUCUCUGCAGACAGUUUUCGACCCAAAUGGAAACACCCCAGAAGGACAAUUCAUCUGAUCCAUUCCUCCGAAACCCAUCUUCUGGUUUGGUUUAUGGGAGACUUUUUGUCACUGGGAAGCAUACAAGGAAGAGUGACAUUCUUAACAUGUUAGGGAGUUCUAGAUUGAGCCCAGAUGACGUUAGAUUUGAGUACAACAUGAACUAUGCUCCAGUUUCAGUGAUGAUUCAGUUCCCUACUCGAAAUUCUUAUGAGGCUACACUUAGGGAAGGAAAUCGGAAGGGUGGCUUAUUCAGAAUGGAGAGGGUUGGUCGUCAACAGUGGGACACUUUGCCACGCUAUGAUGGAAAAACUAUUUUAUUGGUAGGGGUCCCUCGAAAUGCAGUGGCCGAAGAUGUGGAACGUUUCCUUGCUGGUUGCCAGUAUGAUGCAUCAGCAAUCCAAAUGUUCGGCAGACCACAACGAGCUUCUGAUAGACCACCAACUAGAACAGUCUUUGUGGAGUUUCCCUCGCAGGCUAAGGCAACACAUGCAUUUAUUACGAAGAACAGAGGCUUCUGUCUUAAUAACCAAAUUACAGUGCGACUUCUUCAGUAAUCUCAUCCAUCUCCAAGAUAAUCUAUGUUUUGUUUCCCUGUUGGCGAUCUUCAAUUGCUAGGAUGUCGAUGAUGAUUUGGAAUGCUUGGAUUGUGUACCUUCUUGUCCAGGCUUCAAUCCUUCCAUCAGAGAACUAUUUUCAUUUACGGUAGGAAAAGCUGAGAUGAAAGUCCAAAUAAUAUAACCUUAUCAAUAUUUUGAAUGACAUUGUUUUGCGUCCAAGGAGGGACCAAAAAGGAGAUGUUCUUAGCUU
Solanum verrucosum is the source of this 1017-nucleotide messenger RNA. RefSeq lists its product as uncharacterized. The record is from RefSeq and is a predicted model, not a curated record. Gene Ontology annotation, molecular function: nucleic acid binding. The transcript has 6 exons. NCBI's taxonomy places the organism in Eukaryota, Viridiplantae, Streptophyta, Magnoliopsida, Solanales, Solanaceae. Bases 90 to 764 code for a protein of 224 amino acids.